AUGCGACGUGCGCCGGUCGUCUCGCUUUACUCCCAGUCGCCUCUUCUCGACUCCUCCCCCCUCAGACCGGGGCUACCCAUCUGGCAACGGCCUUCUAGGCACCUGUCGUGCACUCCAGUCACUGUUGAAUGGCUCUCCAGCGCCAUCAUCGUGCCGCACACCAAAGCCCCAACGCCUCCAGAGCCCUCUACCCAUCUCCCAACAACCGCGUCGCUCGCCGCGCACGCGCAAAGUUGCACGGCCUGCCUCGCCGCGCCCAACUCCUCCCCCCAUAAGACAGCGACCACACCCCCACCACCUCCAUCUGCGCCCGCGCGCGGCGCAAACAAGCGCCGUCGCACAGAGUGGGACGACGAUGACAGCGACACGGACUUUGGUCGCCCUAUCUCUACACCCAAACGCCGUCGGCACCUCCCCUACGAACUCCCGCUCGGCCUCUCCUCGACAGAUUUCUAUUCCCUACACUCUCCACCGAUCACACAAUCACCACCUUCUCCCGCGCGCCGGCAGGCAAUGCCCCCGGUGCAAGAACCAGUCGCGCGCAUCGAUCCUGACGCGGUCCUCCCCUCCAUUGAAGAGCCAGAUGAGCCAUCUAAGACUACUUCCGAGGAUUGGGCCGCGGAUGAGGAUCAGCGCUUGAUUGAGGUGGUUCUGGAAAAGUUCCGCCUCUCUCAGCAGGAAUGGGAUGAGUGUGCGCGCCAGGUGGGCCGCCAAAAUGGCGCGGAUCUCGGGCGCCGAUGGCACUCUCUCGUUGGAGAGGGACGGGUCGGUCUGCGACGCCGACAAUAA
Penicillium subrubescens is the source of this 789-nucleotide messenger RNA. RefSeq lists its product as uncharacterized. The record is from RefSeq and is a predicted model, not a curated record. The transcript has a single exon. Bases 1 to 789 code for a protein of 262 amino acids. NCBI's taxonomy places the organism in Eukaryota, Fungi, Ascomycota, Eurotiomycetes, Eurotiales, Aspergillaceae.